AUGGAGACAUUAGUUUUACCUCAUGGCCAAAAACAGAAUGUGCAAAAUUCUGCUAGCAAGUCCUUGAAAGAUCUGUGGCUUGUUGUACGCGAAGGGUCUGUGGCUGAUGUUGAUUCGGCUUUGGCAUUAUUGAAGAAGAAUGGGGGAAAUAUCAAUUCAAGGAACGCAUUUGGCCUCACGCCUCUACACGUUGCAACAUGGAGAAAUCAUGUACCUAUAGUCAGAAGGCUUCUUGCUGCUGGUGCAGAUCCUAAUGCUAGGGACGGGGAGUCAGGAUGGAGUAGCCUUCACAGGGCUCUGCAUUUUGGUCAUCUCGCGGUAGCAAGCAUCAUUCUCCAGUCUGGGGCUUCUAUCACUUUGGAGGACUCUAAAUCUCGAACCCCUGUUGAUCUAUUCUCUGGGCCUGUGAUACGGGCUGUUGGGAACGGAGAUAAUUCAGUGGCUACCGAGGUGUUUAGCUGGGGUAGUGGUGUCAACUAUCAGUUAGGAACUGGAAAUGCACACAUACAAAAGUUACCAUGCAAACUUGAUUCAUUUCAUGGUUCACUUAUCAAAUCACUUUCUGCUGCGAAGUUCCACAGUGUAGCAGUCACUGGCCGAGGAGAAGUUUACACAUGGGGAUUUGGAAGGGGCGGUCGCCUUGGGCACCCUGAUUUUGAUAUUCACAGCGGCCAAGCUGCAGUUAUCACUCCCCGGCAGGUGACUUUUGGUUUAGGGGCCCGCAGGGUGAAGGCUAUUGCAGCGGCUAAACAUCACACUGUCAUUGCAACAGAGGGCGGGGAGGUGUUUACUUGGGGUUCAAAUAGAGAGGGUCAGCUUGGCUAUACUUCCGUGGAUACCCAGCCCACACCAAGGAGAGUUAGUUCCCUAAAGUCAAAAAUUGUUGCUGUUGCUGCAGCAAACAAACACACUGCUGUAGUUUCUGAUUCGGGUGAGGUUUUCACAUGGGGAUGCAAUAAAGAAGGUCAGCUUGGAUAUGGCACCUCUAACUCAGCUUCAAAUUACACUCCAAGAGUGGUUGAAUACUUGAAGGGCAAGAUUUUCACUGGAGUUGCAGCAGCAAAAUAUCACACAAUUGUUUUAGGAGCUGAUGGAGAGGUAUUUACUUGGGGUCACCGGCUUGUUACUCCAAGACGUGUAGUUAUAACUAGAAAUAUUAGAAAAUUUGGGAGUUCUCCAUUGAAGUUUCAUCGUAAGGAACGCCUACAUGUGGUUGCUAUAGCUGCAGGGAUGGUACACAGCAUGGUUCUUACAGACGAUGGUGCCUUGUUUUAUUGGGUGUCCUCUGAUCCUGAUCUUCGAUGUCAACAGCUAUAUUCGCUGUGUGGUAGAACUAUGGCCAGCAUUUCUGCGGGGAAGUACUGGACUGCAGCAGUUACAGCUACAGGUGAUGUCUAUAUGUGGGAUGGGAAGAAAGGAAAGAAUGAGCCCCCAAUUGCAACUCGGCUACAUGGUGUAAAGCGGGCUACUUCAGUUUCAGUUGGAGAAACACAUCUUUUGAUUAUUAGUUCUCUCUAUCAUUCUUUCUAUCCUGCAUACAUUUUGGAUAACACUCAAAAGCUAAAGGUAAACAUUAGGAAGGAAUUAGAGGAGGUAGAUGAAGAUUUUGUGUUUAACGGCAUGGAGUCUGAUGAAAUAUUAUCCACUAUGCGGGAGGAUGACCUAGAUUUGAGGCCCAUACCAAGCUUAAAAAGCCUUUGUGAGAAAGUGGCUGCAGAGUAUUUAGCGGAGCCACGAAGUGCUGUACAACUGCUUGAAAUUGCAGAUUCACUAGGGGCAGAUGACCUGAGGAAGCACUGCGAGGAGAUUGCAAUUCGUAACCUUGAUUAUAUCCUCAGUGUCUCACCCCAUGCUAUUGCUAGUGCUUCAUUGGAUAUUUUAGCCAAUCUUGAGAAAUUGCUGGAUUUGAAAUCAUCUGAACCAUGGAGUUAUCGACGGCUCCCAACCCCAACGGCUACUUUUCCUGCGAUUAUUAACAGUGAAGAAGAGGAUAGCGAGACUGAAUUUCUUAGGACUCGUGACAAUCAUUCAAAGAAACCAACCUCAAAGAAAGCAAGUGACCACAGAUUGGAUAGCUUUUUACAGCCGUAUGAUGAUGCAACUGAAGGCAUUGGCAAACAAGUUCGAGCUUUGAGGAAAAAGUUACAGCAGAUUGAGAUGCUUGAAGAGAGGCAAUCUAAGGGGAAUCAUCUUGAUGACCAGCAGAUUGCUAAGCUUAAGACCAGGUCAGCAUUGGAGAGCUCUCUUGUUGAGCUUGGUGUCCCACUUGAGACGGUGCAGGCAAAGGCAUCUUCUUCAGAUUCUCCUGAUGGGAAAGGGAGUAAAAAGGUGGAGGUAUCAAGAAAACAGAAGAGAAAGAGCAAACAAAAGGCAACACAAGUACAAGUGGUGCCCAGUAAUUGUGGGAUCAGUCCUGAACCAAACACUGUGAAAGGUUUCUUGGAUGUUGAAAUCUCUCAAGUCAAGGAUAAGGUGCAUAAUGCUGGGUUCUUGGGGCCCGUUGCUAAUCAAGUCAGAAAAUUGUCUCCUUCCUGCAUUAAGAAAGACCUUACGGACAUUCCAACAAAUAAAAGUUCUUCACUGACAGCAUUGAAGAAAAAGAAUAAAAAAGGUGGCCUCUCCAUGUUCUUGAGUGGUGCUCUCGAUGGUAUUACGGAAGAUGCUGCUCCAACACCACCAAUGCCCAAAAGUGAGGGCCCUGCUUGGGGUGGUGCUAGAAUUUCUAAGGGAUCUUCCUCUCUUCGUGAGAUACUGGAUGAGCAGAGCAAAUCCCAGGAGACCAAGCCAACUAGAAGCAAAGAUCAGGUGGAAGAUGUUUCUAAUGGGAAAGCUGGUGGGAAACUUCGAUUGAGUUCGUUUUUGCCUUCCAAUUCAAUACCUGUGCAAUCGAGUCAGACGUCACAGGUGCCUGAUGGAGAAAGUAGCACCCCUCCUUGGGCUGCUUCUGGGACUCCACCUCUCCUUUCUCGACCAUCUUUCAGGGAUAUCCAAUCACUACAGCAGGGGAAACAACACCAGAGUCUCUCCCACAGUCCAAAGACACGAACCACUGGAUUUUCUGUUACUACUGGUCAAGGCUCACCAUCAGACUCUACCGGUCCGAGUCGUUGGUUCAAACCUGAGGUUGAUACCCCCUCCUCUAUCCGUUCAAUUCAGAUGGAGGAAAGGGCUAUAAAGGAUCUCAAACGUUUUUACAGCAGUGUUAAGGUUGUGAAGAACCAGUCUUGAGGAGGACCAUGUAUGUGUUGGGCAUGGUUUUUCAACCCAAAAGAUGCACAUAGUAGGUGGAGUGACCCGCUCCCUUAUAUGGCCUAGGAUCCCCUCAUCACUGAUGUGAGAUUUGCUCGACACCUCAACAGUAUGUUCAUCUGGUAGGUAGCUUUUGUUUUCGUUUACCCUUCUGAAUUCUUUCAUUUUAGUUCAAAGGCAAUGCUGUAAAUUGACUGUAUAGAUGAUUUAACUGUACAUUCGGUUCUUCUGUAUUUUUUAGUCUAUUUUCAGUAUAAGUUUCAGCCAUUCGCCUUACGUUGGCCGA
This is a messenger RNA of Ilex paraguariensis (yerba mate), 3535 nucleotides long. The record is from the annotation of a GenBank genome assembly. Lineage: Eukaryota; Viridiplantae; Streptophyta; Magnoliopsida; Aquifoliales; Aquifoliaceae.